GUUGGGGGUCGGGUCUAUGUGUACUGCAUUCUCGAAUUGUCCCCUGACUAUAGCUACUGUGGAUUUUCAGUAUACAGCUAUCCUCACUCAACGCGUCUGUGUGUCCGGCAAUCUCCAACACAAAUCAACCUGUGAGGUUUCAGUAUGCAGCUUUCCUUACUCAGCGCGUCUAUGUGUCCGGCAAUCGCAAACGUCACUCAACCCGUGAGGUCUCAAAUGUAG
Molecule: messenger RNA, 222 nt
Organism: Ectocarpus sp. CCAP 1310/34
Lineage: Eukaryota; Phaeophyceae; Ectocarpales; Ectocarpaceae
Source: the annotation of a GenBank genome assembly